This is a messenger RNA of Fonsecaea nubica, 732 nucleotides long. RefSeq lists its product as hypothetical. The record is from RefSeq and is a predicted model, not a curated record. Lineage: Eukaryota; Fungi; Ascomycota; Eurotiomycetes; Chaetothyriales; Herpotrichiellaceae. The coding region runs from base 1 to 732 and encodes 243 amino acids. The transcript has 2 exons.
AUGGCUCUCCAUCAAGAGGACCUGCUCCCCGACGUUCAGACUUCUCGAUCUGACACCAACGACCGCGGACCGACUGCGCCAUUUUCUCCCCAACACGACGCCAUCAAGACUUUACCCUCUGCGCCGACUAGCCUCACCACGUUCGAGGACGAUGAGACUCCAUCGGUUCCGUUGUCUGCAGAAGGUAUCCCCGUGGUAAAGAAACGCAAACUCAAAGCCCGUCCAGACGGACAGGGCGGGUAUAAAUGCCAGUACUGUCCACAGGAGUUCAGAUACAUUUAUGCUUGGAGAGACCACAUGAGCCAGAGGCAUGAGCGCCCGUACAAAUGCACUUACGCGGGGUGCAAGAACCACAAGGGAUUUCUCAAUCCUAUCGGUCUCAGGCGUCACUAUACCAACGUUCACCUCAAGGAGAUCAAGUGGUUUUGUGCCUCCGAGGAUUGCAUAAAACAUACACACGGCUUUGUUCGGUUCCAACACCUCAAGAGACACGAAGAACAGUUUCACGGGAACUACAUAUCACAGGCUACUCGCAGGGGCGAGCAGAAUGGAACAUCCGGCGGACAGCCAACGAAGAGGACCAAGAAGCAAGAGGCCGAGAGCCCCGAGGAAGAGGUCAACGACCCCGAGGAAGAGACCGCAAACCUUGAGGAAAGAAUCAGAUAUCACCUGCAAGAGUUGGGGAGGCUCGCCGGAUUGCUGCAAGGAGUCCGCGCGAGCCAUGUGUCCUAA